GAUUACGAAACGAACGUUGGUGCAGGUGGUUCACAGCUCUCAGGUGGGCAAAAGCAACGCAUCGCCAUUGCCCGUGCCCUCAUCAGAAAGCCAAAAAUUCUCCUCUUGGAUGAAGCGACUUCCGCCUUGGAUGUGGACAGCGAGCGAAUUGUUCAGAAGACGCUAGAUGAAGCUAUGCGAGUACCGGAAGGUGGUCGAACUAGUCUAGUUGUCGCCCAUCGUCUCACCACGGUCAUGAAUUGUGACAAGAUUGUGGUUAUGAUGGGUGGUCGGCGUGUCGAGUACGGCUCUCCUCAGGCACUAAUGCAAGCAAAGGGUAUCUUCUAUGAACUCCAAAAUGUCGAAGCUGGAAAAGAAUGA
This is a messenger RNA of Mesocestoides corti, 360 nucleotides long. The record is from the annotation of a GenBank genome assembly. Lineage: Eukaryota; Metazoa; Platyhelminthes; Cestoda; Cyclophyllidea; Mesocestoididae.